This is a messenger RNA of Glossina fuscipes, 1411 nucleotides long. Its product is annotated as endoplasmic reticulum-Golgi intermediate compartment protein 3. The coding region runs from base 127 to 1251 and encodes 374 amino acids. The record is from RefSeq and is a predicted model, not a curated record. Gene Ontology annotation, cellular component: COPII-coated ER to Golgi transport vesicle; Golgi membrane; endoplasmic reticulum membrane. NCBI's taxonomy places the organism in Eukaryota, Metazoa, Arthropoda, Insecta, Diptera, Glossinidae. Gene Ontology annotation, biological process: endoplasmic reticulum to Golgi vesicle-mediated transport; retrograde vesicle-mediated transport, Golgi to endoplasmic reticulum. The transcript has 6 exons.
GCAAAAUUGAAAAAAUAACAAAGAACACGUAUUUUAUUUACCUUUCUUUAUAAAUUAAUAUUAAAAUGUUUAACUAAAAGAUCUCAAAAACUGUUUGCAAAAAUAGGAGCGUUAUUUAAAAACAAGAUGAAAAUUGCGGAUGCCUUAAGACGCUUAGAUGCUUAUCCAAGAACUUUGGAAGAUUUUAGUGUCCGGACAGUGUCUGGAGCUGCUGUUACCCUUAUUAGUAGUAGUAUAGUGUUGAUUUUAAUAAUUUUGGAAUUUUGGGCCUACGUAACACCUCAUUUAACCGAAGAGUUGUUUGUAGAUACAACUAGAGGACACAAAUUAAGAAUUAAUUUGGAUAUAACUAUGCACAAUCUAGCAUGUAAUUAUCUAUCAUUAGAUGCCAUGGAUUCUUCAGGUGAUCAGCAUUUGCGAGUGGACCACAACGUUUUCAAACAUCGUUUAGAUUUGCAAGGAAACCCUUUAAAAAAAACUGAACCUAUCAAAGAAAUUGUAGUCGUGUCACCAUCUAAUAAAAAUAAUUCAUGUGGCAGUUGCUAUGGAGCUGAGUACAAUAGCACACAUUGUUGUAAUAAUUGCGAGGCUGUGCUAGACGCAUAUCGGACUAAAAAAUGGAACGUACAAUUGGACAAAAUUGAACAGUGUAAAGAUCAGUACAAAAGAUCUGAUUUAGAUGCCUUUAAAGAGGGAUGUCGUAUUCAGGGACAUUUGGAAGUGAACCGAAUGGCUGGCAGUUUUCACAUAGCUCCGGGUAGUAGCUUUUCAUUGCGGCAAUUUCACAUACACGACUUCCAAUUUGCGGACGUUAAACUGUCACAUACAAUAAAUCACUUGUCCUUUGGCGACAAAAUUGAAUUUGCGAAAACCCAUCCACUGGAUGGCUUAGAAGUAAUUAGUGAAGGUGAUCCUAAAAGUGAAAUGUAUAAUUAUUAUCUAAAAAUUGUGCCCACCGUUUACGUAAAGGCCAACGAUGGGGCACCAACUUACACCAAUCAGUUCUCAGUAACGCGUUAUAAAAAAGAUUUGAGUAACAAAGAGCGAGGCAUGCCAGGGGUAUUUUUUUCAUACGAAUUGUCACCACUUAUGGUAAAAUAUGAAGAGAAGCAAAGAUCGUUUGGCCAUUUUGCUACCAAUUGCUGUUCGAUUAUUGGCGGGGUAUUCACGGUGGCUGGUAUUGUUGCGGUUUUCCUUAACAAUUCUUGGGAAGCCCUGCAACGGAAGUUGGAAAUCGGGAAACUAAGUUAACAUCUCGCAUAAACUCAGACGCACUAAUUGGACGCGCACAGAUUGGUGCUGCUGCUGUUCGAAAAAUAAAAAGUCUGUCAUUACAUUUAGUUUGGCUUCUGGAAAGCAUUCCUUUUUAAGAAAAUAACUACUAAUUCAAUAAUCUCGAUCAUGUAUCCCU